AUGAUCCGCCUGGAGCCCCCCAACCCCUCCCCUCUCCUGGUCCGGGCCGACGCCCUCCGCCACUCCGGCUCCCUGUGUGACGUCGUCUUCUCCCUGGAGGGCCAGACCUUCGGGGCCCACUGCCUGGUGCUGGCCUGCACCAGCCCCACGCUGGCCCCCCGGCUCCUGCAGGGGGGCCCGGCGGACCGCCCUCUCCGCUGCACGCUGGACUUCUGCUCCCCCCGCACCUUCCAGCAGGUGCUGGACUACAGCUACGGCCAGGCCCUGGCCGUGCCCCCGGCGGACCUGGGGCCCUUGCGCACCGCCGCGGGGCUCCUGGGAAUGAGGCCCCUGGAGGAGCAGUGCCGCGGUCUCCUAGGGAGCCUGGACUACAGGGCGGCGGAGGUCAGACGGGCGCUGGAGGAGCUGGAGGAGUCGAGGGCGGGGCCCGGCCGACGGCGGGAGGGACCGCCGUGCCGAGGGGAGACGGGACGGGGGGACUCCUCUGCUGAGGGGGAGACGGGGAGGGAGGAAGAGGAGGAGAGCAGCUGCCCUCCCACGUCUUCUCCGCCGCCUCCCUCCGAUACACCUCAAGGCCAAACAAGCGUGGUUCUGUCCAGGAAGCGGGCGCUCCCGUCGUCCCCGCCGGCGGGCCCCUACGCCAGGGACAGCGUUAUCAGGGCCUCUUCGCCCUGUUCUCCGCGGGCCUCCGUCACCAGCCAUCCUGCUUGGGCCUCCGCCAACCACUGGCACCAUGUGACCCUGAGGCUGAUGGCUCAGCGCUACUCCGACCUGGUGGCCGAGCGCCAACACCCCUUCUCCCAGGGGCCUCAGUCCGGGCUCCUGGCCCAAAGGGCCCCUGACUUCGCCAAUGUUCAGUCACAACGCCCCCCUGAUCUGGAGGACCUGGUCCGACGAGACCUGAAGAGAAUGGGUGCUGCGAGCGACGGCAGUGAGUCCAGGUACUUAAAGAGAAUUCCCGGCGCUCAGCACGUCUUUGUGAACCCCCAUCAUGCAUCCCUGCUGACGGAGAGGUGUACCGCGUCCUCAGGUGAAGCCUACCAUCGCUAUAGGACCGGUGGUGAAGGAGGAGGUCUGAGUCCUCCCCAGCCCGGAGCCAAGCCAUUCCAGUGUCUACGGUGUCCCAAGAGGUUCAGUCUGAAGCACCAGCUGGAUACUCACCACAGGGUUCACACAGGUGAGAAACCGUUCGAGUGCCGCCUGUGCGGCCAGCGCUCCCGGGACUACUCGGCUAUGAUCAAACACCUGCGCACGCACGGGGGCGCGGGGCCCUACCAGUGCACCGCGUGCAGCGACUACUGCAGCAGUCUGGCGGCCAUGCAGAAGCACGUGGAGCGCCAUGCCCCCCAAGACUUCCCCCCCGACUGGACCAUCCGGCGCACCUACCUGUACACCUCACACGUCUGAAGACAGGAAGUCGCGCGGGGACUCGCGCAGGAAGUCACGCGCGGGGACUGGCGCAGGGACCCGGGGUGGGACUGGCCACGCAGAACCGUUAAAGUGUUAUUCCGGCGGAAAUUGAUCCCAGGGUCUUUGUUUUAGCAUGAAAACCAAUCAAAUAAGCCCUCCAGAUACCUUUUUCAUUGAAAGUUGAGUAUUAGAGAACUUUACCUCAAGUCUAUCCAUAGCCGCAUGCUGCACUCGUGGAAUAGCAUUCUUCUUCAAUGACACCUUCUUUGGGUUCUUUGGGUCAGCAGCUCCUUUAUGGAUGAUAAAGUCGUCCUUAUCGAAAUGAGCAUUGCAGAAACGGUGAUCCUACUGCAUCAGCACGUCUCCUGUCCAUAUUCAAAACAAUAAGCCACUGGUCUACCAGAGAUCGGUCAUUGUACCGCGAUGGCAGUCUAUGGAAAGUUUUUGGAGUGUAACUUUCCAUUUUUUUCCCGCAGCCGGGCAAAACACAAAACAUCUCUCUGUCUUGAAUUCAAGCUGUAGAUGGGUCGUCUACUCCAGUGCUUCAGCUGUCCUUCACAUUGUAGCGAACAAAUAUUUUGUAACUGUGCAUUCGGUCACUCUAUGCGUCAAUCACAUGUGCAAUGUGUCUUCUGUCAACAAUGUGCCAUGCUUUAUUGUAGCAAACAAAAAUUUUGUAACUGUAACUUACAUAUGCAAGUCCUUUCAUUUUUGUGUCAAAAACUUUCCUCCUUGAACUGAACUCUGGGGUAUUCGGUAAUCAACUUGCGUGGACUUCCUGUAAACACAGACCUACCGGUAAUGUUUGUUAAACUGUCUUUUUAAAUAAACUCUUGGUUUGCAAACUAAGUUGUUGGUGCUUUGUUUUAUGUGUAGGGACCCUAGUCAUGCUACUGCAGAGGUUUGGUGCUAUCUUUAACAAUUUUAGUGGUUCAAAAAUGCCGAUUUGGAAGCAAAACUCUAUGCCCCAAGUCAAUAACGUGAAUGCCAAACAUUGCGCCGGGCAAACUCUAAUAUUCGAUUUUCAUUGAAAAAGGUAUCUGGAGGGCUUAUUUGAUGGGUUUUCAUGCCAAAACAAAGACCCUGGGUUAAAUUUCCGCUGGAAUUACGCUUUAACUAUUGAAACCGGUAUCUACUCUUUGCACUGGUUAAACCGGGUUCUACAUUUCUGGAACCGGGGAGCAAAACCGUUGAAUCGCCAAACCAACGAACAAAUGCGGUGUUGAACUUCAUCCACCAGUAAGACCGGUUGCUGAGUUGAUUUAUGAAGCAGGAUUCAAGUUCUUUAAAGAGUGGGGAAAUGUAAUUGCUUUCAAAAAGGAAAAUCAUAUGACGGGUUUAAAAACAGAAAAGGUAGAAAUGUAAAAUACAAUUAAAGAAAUGUAUACUAAUGUUUAGCACCCGGAUUUAAUCGAUAAAUUUGUUGUGCUAUACAAAGUUGGAGGCUAUGUUUGGAAAGCCUAAUUUGGAUAAUUUUUUGGUGUGAUAUAUUUUGGAUGAUUGACAUUAGAAAGCUUAUGUUUAUUUCCCAUAAAUGAUUUGGAUAACUAUCAAACAUGAACUGCACUUAUUGGGUCCAGCAGCAAGGUAUUAGGACUAUCAGUUCAACAGCUCUCUUUGUGGUUAGGCAGCUGAUAUGAUAAGUUGCCUAAACAGGAUGUGGACAUAAUAAUAUAAUAUAAAUAUAAAACACGUUUGUUUUAUUGGUUCAUUUGUUAAAUCAACAUCUGGAUGCUACUGUAAUAUAAU
This is a messenger RNA of Gadus chalcogrammus (walleye pollock), 3159 nucleotides long. It is a transcript of the gene zbtb32, whose product is annotated as zinc finger and BTB domain containing 32. The coding region runs from base 1 to 1407 and encodes 468 amino acids. Lineage: Eukaryota; Metazoa; Chordata; Actinopteri; Gadiformes; Gadidae. Gene Ontology annotation, biological process: regulation of transcription by RNA polymerase II. The transcript has 4 exons. The record is from RefSeq and is a predicted model, not a curated record. Gene Ontology annotation, molecular function: DNA-binding transcription factor activity, RNA polymerase II-specific; protein binding; RNA polymerase II cis-regulatory region sequence-specific DNA binding.